CGCAAUAAAACGUGCGAGAGAAUAAGAACGCACUUCCAAUCAAUCAACCGACGGAUUCACCUUCCUCCUCAUCUCCCUCUCUCUCUGUAUAUUCUUCGCAUCUUAAGCUGAAGCUAAAGGAGAGUUCUUUAGAUUCUUCUGAGUUUCUGUAAUUUAGAUCUCAUUGAGAUAGAGAGAGAGAGAGAGAGAGAGAAUCCAAUUCUACAAGGUUUUGGGCUUGUGAAUGCACUUGUUGAGCUGAUCUCAGUGGUCCAUUGAGGUUUAGCUCUCAGGCUAGAAUCGUCAGCUUUGGGGGGGAAAGGCUGAUGAAGAACGGGAUGGCUGAGUGCAGCGUGUGUCGUUCAAGGAGUAUCAAAGCUAUAGCGAGGGCUUAUGACAACCGCAAGAUUAGAGUUUCCUCUAAACAACGAGCUCUCAAUGUCUUUUUGGUGGUCGGUGACUGCAUGCUUGUUGGUCUACAGCCAGUGUUAGUGUACAUGUCUAAAGUGGAUGGAAAGUUCAACUUCAGUCCUAUUAGCGUCAACUUUUUGACGGAGAUCGCAAAGGUUAUGUUUGCAGUUGUCAUGCUUCUGAUCCAGGCCAGGCACCAAAAAGUUGGAGAGAAGCCUUUACUAUCUUUUUCCACAUUUGUCCAGGCGGCUAGGAACAAUGUGCUUCUCGCUGUUCCAGCAGGGUUGUAUGCCAUUAAUAACUAUCUUAAGUUCACAAUGCAGCUAUAUUUCAAUCCUGCUACUGUGAAGAUGCUCAGCAAUCUAAAGGUUCUGGUAAUUGCUGUACUACUGAAGAUGAUAAUGAAGCGACGGUUCUCCAUCAUACAGUGGGAAGCACUUGCUCUGUUGCUGAUAGGGAUUAGUGUAAAUCAGCUGCGUUCUCUUCCUGAAGGUGCUACUACUAUGGCUGUCCCAGUUGCUAUGGGUGCAUACAUCUGUACCUUUAUCUUUGUUACUGUCCCAUCCUUUGCAUCUGUCUACAACGAGUAUGCUCUGAAGAGCCAGUAUGACACCAGCAUUUAUCUCCAGAACUUGUUCCUCUAUGGUUAUGGUGCAAUAUUCAACUUCCUUGGAAUACUAGCAACUGUUAUAUAUAAAGGUCCUGGCAGUUUUGACAUCCUACAAGGACAUUCCAGGGCUACCAUGUUUCUGAUACUGAACAACGCAGCACAAGGGAUUCUAUCCUCCUUUUUCUUCAAAUAUGCAGAUACAAUAUUGAAGAAAUAUUCAUCAACGGUUGCCACAAUAUUUACUGGCAUAGCAUCUGCAGCACUUUUUGGACAUGUGUUAACAAUGAAUUUUCUUCUGGGAAUUUCUAUAGUUUUCAUUUCAAUGCAUCAGUUCUUUUCACCCCUUGCAAAAGUGAAAGACGAGCAACAAAACGGGAACCUAGAAAUAGUUAAUGCAAAGGAUGGUCAUAGGGCUAAAGACUCAUUCAUCAACAUGGCAGCAGGAGCAAAUGAAGAGACUACUCACCGUGUUGAAUCAGAUGACAGAGAGCCGCUUCUUCCAAGAUAAACAAAACUCUCUCACCGUAAGAGUAAAAAAACACAUCCUCUCCAACCAGUGCCGGUCUUGAGUUUUGGAAGACCAGAAGCUAAAGAAAAAAAAAAGGGCUGCUUUUCGCAUGUUCAAUUAAAAAAGCUUGAACAUAUCAAAAAAAAAAAAAAUCAGUGUCAAUAAAAAUUUCAUUUUCAGUCCACUAGCUUCUUCACUAUAAUUAAUCUGUUUCUCUACGAAUUUAUCAGGUGUAGAAAAGGUUUAAAUUUUUUACAUACUUUAACAUGGAACCAACCAUUGAAUUUGUUAGUGCUCCUUUCCUCUUA
This is a messenger RNA of Brassica oleracea var. oleracea, 1816 nucleotides long. Its product is annotated as CMP-sialic acid transporter 2-like. The transcript has 15 exons. Gene Ontology annotation, cellular component: Golgi membrane. Gene Ontology annotation, molecular function: pyrimidine nucleotide-sugar transmembrane transporter activity. Lineage: Eukaryota; Viridiplantae; Streptophyta; Magnoliopsida; Brassicales; Brassicaceae. Gene Ontology annotation, biological process: pyrimidine nucleotide-sugar transmembrane transport. The record is from RefSeq and is a predicted model, not a curated record. The coding region runs from base 306 to 1508 and encodes 400 amino acids.